UUAUCUAUAUUAUUUAGCCAUAAACAGCAUCAUAAUAUAGGAAACUGUAUUAUCCGUGUUUUUGUCCCUUUGCAGUAGUGCAUUUUGAAUUUAUAUCCACUGAUCCCUGGCACACUUGAAACAUUACACAACAACAAUUUCUCCAACUGUGUUUACAUGUUCUCUAUGUACAUUUUUACUGUGAUUUAUCAGUUAAAAUGAUACAUUUCGACGAACUUUUUCCGUUUGCAAUCAUUUGUAAAUUGCAAGUUAUUACUGGAGAAGAUGUAUCUUAACACAAUCUUAGAUUGUUUAAAGUAUCUUCUUCUGGGUUAUAUUUUAGUUAGUCUUCUGUAGUUUUGUUAUGUGGACUCUUAGGGCCGCUGUUGACCAGAUUGUCAACGGAAGAGAGCAGGUUUGCAGCAGCACCUCCCUUCUAACGUCGACACAGUACAGACAGAACUCGACGGGGAAAACGCUGGCGAGCCUGGCUGCGGGAUUUCUUUUUUUAAAAGAGGAGAAAUUUCGACUGGUAAAUCAUUUUAACAACGAAUGACUUUUGGAGCUGUUCAUAUGAUAUUUACAUUUUGAAUCUGGGGUGUAUUUGUUGUUUGGAUUACAAACGGACUGUGGAGCCUCACUGAGGGACAAAUCUGAAAGAACAAUGAAUUGGCAAGUACUGUUGUUUAUGUCGCUGCUUUCACUCGACUCAGUUUUCGGACAGGUCAGCUACUCUAUUCCGGAGGAAAUGGCGAAAAACUCUUUAGUGGGAAACAUAGCGCAGGAUUUAGGUUUGGAAAUUAAACGACUUAUUUCCGGCAAAGCUAAGAUCUAUACGAGGAACAGUAACGAGUACAUCGAGCUGAACAGAGAAAGAGGAGUCCUCCUCGUCAAAGAGAGAAUAGACAGAGAGGUGUUGUGCACAGAGACUGCGCUUUGUUCUUUAGAUUUCCAGAUUAUUUUAGAGAAUCCUAUGGAAUUUUACAGAGUUACUGUCCAGAUCACAGAUAUCAACGAUAAUGCACCAACCUUUGAAAAAAAAGAGAUCCAAUUCAGAAUAAGCGAGUCAGCCGUGAUCGGAGCUAAAUUUGUACUGGAAAGAGCUGUGGAUCUAGAUGUUGGUAAUAAUGGUGUUCAGAACUACGAGUUAAAACCGACUGAUAAUUUUGCUCUUAAACUGCACAACAACGCUGACGGUAAUAAAAACGUAGAGAUGGUGCUACAGAAGCCUUUGGACAGGGAGAAACAGGAGCAGAUAUCUCUCGUCUUGACUGCUGUAGAUGGAGGAGAGCCGCAGAUGUCAGGAACAAUGCUUAUUGUUAUCACAGUUUUAGAUGUAAACGAUAAUGCCCCUGUUUUUACACAGCCAACAUACAAGGCUACAGUUACUGAAAAUUCACCUAAAGGCACAGUUGUUGCCACUGUUACAGCCUCAGAUGCAGAUCAAGGCUCAAACGGGAAAAUAACAUAUUCGAUCACGAAUACAUUAGAAAAUGUCAGAAAAAUGUUUGAGGUAAAUCAGGAAAACGGAGAAAUGUCUUUAACUGGAAACAUUGACUUCGAAAAGUCCAGACAUUUUGAGAUAAAUGUACUUGCCAGUGAUGAAGGAGGACUCACAGACUCCUGUAAGUUAAUUGUUGAUGUACUAGAUGUAAAUGACAACGAGCCUGAAAUAAAUAUAAUGUCGAAGUCUACUGUAUUAUCAGAAGAUGCCAAACUUAAUACAGUUGUGACAAUGAUAAAUAUUGAGGAUCUAGAUUCAGAAGAAAACGGCAUCGUCAAAUGUUUUGUUAAAGAAAAUAUACCUUUCAUUUUAAAAACAUCUUCAAAUAAUUUCUAUAGUUUAGUGACAGACAGUGAAUUGGACAGAGAGCUCGCUUCUCAAUAUAACAUCACAGUGACGUGUUCUGAUGAGGGAGUUCCCUCCCUCUCCAGCAGCGUCACUCUCACCUUACAGAUCUCUGAUGUAAAUGACAACGCGCCUGUCUUUGAGAGGAGCUCAUAUGAGGCCUACAUUAUAGAAAACAACACACCAGGCCUCUCUAUAUUCACAGUGAAGGCCAGAGACGAAGAUUGGAACCAGAAUGCCCGUGUUUCUUACAUCCUCGAGGACUCAUCUGUUAACGGAGUGCCAGUCUCCUCAUAUGUUUCCGUCAGUGCUGAUAGUGGAGUUAUCCAUGCAGUUCGGUCUUUUGACUACGAGCAGAUCAAAGACUUCCAGUUCCGCGUCAAAGCGCAGGAUGGAGGCUCCCCUCCACUCAGUAGCAACGUGACAGUGAAAAUAGUGAUCCAGGACCAGAACGAUAACCCCCCUCAGGUCCUGUACCCAGUCCAGACUGGUGGAUCAGUGGUGGCUGAGAUGGUGCCUCGUGCAGCAGAUGUGGGCUACCUGGUGACUAAAGUGGUGGCUGUUGAUGUGGACUCUGGACAGAAUGCCUGGCUCUCGUAUAAACUCCAGAAAGCCACAGACAGGGCGCUGUUUGAAGUGGGUUUACAGAAUGGAGAAAUCAGAACUAUCCGCCAAGUGAAUGAUAAAGAUGCUGUGAAACAAAGACUGACUGUUAUAGUGGAGGACAACGGGCAGCCAUCUCGUUCAGCUGCAGUCAUUGUUAACGUGGCGGUGGCGGACAGCUUCCCUGAAGUGCUGUCUGAGUUCACUGACUUUACACACGACAAGGAGUACAAUGACAACCUGACUUUUUACUUAGUGCUGGCUUUGGCUGUAGUGUCCUUCCUCUUCAUCACGUGUGUAGUGGUUAUUAUAUCAGUGAAAAUCUACAGAUGGAGACAGUCUCGCACCCUGUUUCACUCCAACCUCCCUGUGAUUCCAUAUUAUCCACCACGUUACUCAGACACUUUGGGCACAGGGACUCUCCAGCACGUGUACAAUUACGAGGUGUGCAGGACGACUGACUCCAGAAAGAGUGACUGUAAAUUCGGCAGAGCUGGUAGUCAGAACGUGCUGAUAAUGGACCCCAGUUCUACAGGGACCAUGCAGCGGAUACAGAGUGAGAAGAGCAUCCUGGAUGAACCAGACUCUCCUCUAGAGGUCAGUUUUACCUAUGAGAAAAUGUUUCUUUUGACACAUAGGUUCGAUAUCCUGCCUCUUGGUUGUAGAAUGUUAUAAAUUGAUCUCAUUGGAAGUGUUUGGCCAUAUUCAGUUAUUCAGUCAAGUGAGCUCAUCUUCCCUGUACUCUGUAACGUUGGCUACAUAGUUGCACUUUUGCGUAUUAUAACAGUUUUGUAUUGACUGAAUAUGAGUCAACUAUUUUACCAUACUUCUGAAUGCCCCUGUUGAUUUGUGUCCCUGGGAGUCAUAUUAUUGUAAGAAUACUUUUUUUUUCAUUUCAAUAGAUGUCGCAGCCUUGCGCUUUCUAUUACAGGAAAUGCUUAU
Molecule: messenger RNA, 3373 nt
Organism: Labrus mixtus (cuckoo wrasse)
Lineage: Eukaryota; Metazoa; Chordata; Actinopteri; Labriformes; Labridae
Product: protocadherin beta-16-like
Exons: 1
Coding region: 644-3106 (820 amino acids)
Biological process (GO): homophilic cell-cell adhesion
Cellular component (GO): plasma membrane
Molecular function (GO): calcium ion binding
Source: RefSeq, a predicted model, not a curated record